Molecule: messenger RNA, 1102 nt
Organism: Drosophila willistoni
Lineage: Eukaryota; Metazoa; Arthropoda; Insecta; Diptera; Drosophilidae
Product: ATP-dependent RNA helicase A
Exons: 1
Coding region: 111-1028 (305 amino acids)
Source: RefSeq, a predicted model, not a curated record
CGUUCGUUCGUCCAAGCGCAAAAUACGGGUCACUGUGUGAAGAAGUCAUCAGCCAACCACCAACAACAAUAACAACAACAACAACAACAGUCAUAAGAUUUUUAACAAUCAUGCGAAAAGAUUGCCUCAUUGUCGGUCUCUGUCUACUUGGAGUGAUUGUGGUCGCCGGCGAUGAUCAUUGGGUCUGGCGCAGAGAACGAUCCUUUCGUGACAUUGAUCGGACAGCGUCGAUAAGGAAUUCCUAUGACAAUAAACUGAGACGGGAGCCAACCACACGACGACCUCUACCCGGUGAGCCGGAAAACGAUGAAAUUGAGGACUAUGCUGAUAUGGUGGACUCAACCACCACGAGAGGAUCACCAACACCCAAUGUGGGAACGCGACAAUAUAAUCCCUAUGGAGGUGGUCAACAGAAUGCUGGACAAUCUGGAAUUGGCGGAUUUGGGGGAUUUAAUGGUGGAUUUAAUGGUGGCAAUCCAGGCGUAUUGGUUGGACCUGGUGGACCAACAGGCAUCAUUGGACGUCAACCGUUGUACCCGAAUCUAUAUCAGCCUGGUUAUGGUGGCUUCAAUGGCGGUGUUGGUGGUGGUGCUGGUGGCUAUCCGGCCAUUUAUGGCGGUUUGCCCGGAGCUGGAGCUGGAGCAGGUUAUCCAGGCACUGGCUAUGUACCCGGCUAUCCAGGUGCCCAAUUGGGCACUGGACAAGGACUUGGCCAAUAUCCUGGAGGCAUACAAUAUCCCUAUCAAAGCUAUCCUGGUGCUGGCAUUGGUGGUGGCGACUUUAAUGGCCAACAGUUUAAUGGACAAUAUCCAGGCUAUCCCGGUGCACAGCAAUUUGGAGCAGCGGGACCCCAAUAUACAGAGGGUUAUGGCUUGGCCGGUGUCGGCCUGGGACAAUUGGGUCUAGGUGGUCCUGGUAAUUUUGGUUUCGAUGAGAAAACUCCAGCGGCAGCCGAAGGCAAAAGCGCCAAAAGUGUUGAUAUCUCCAUUGCCUCCAAAGUGAGCGAUAAGCUGAUUAAGAAGUUAUAAGUUUGUUCCCUCCUUUUGUUAUUAUUUUUUUUUUUUUUUACCUCCUGCUGUAUAUAGUCCGUUCUUAGGCUUAG